Molecule: messenger RNA, 23173 nt
Organism: Bactrocera dorsalis (oriental fruit fly)
Lineage: Eukaryota; Metazoa; Arthropoda; Insecta; Diptera; Tephritidae
Gene: hgo
Product: homogentisate 1,2-dioxygenase
Exons: 10
Coding region: 16-1413 (465 amino acids)
Biological process (GO): L-phenylalanine catabolic process
Cellular component (GO): cytoplasm
Molecular function (GO): homogentisate 1,2-dioxygenase activity
Source: RefSeq, a predicted model, not a curated record
GGAGAUAUAUUAAAAAUGAAUGAUUACGAAAAAAAACGUUCGCGGAUAAAUGGAACUUUUCGUUGGACAGAACGACAAACUAAAGAUUUACUCAACAUUAUCGUGGAAAAUGUAAAAGCUAAUCCGGAACAGUUCAAGUACAUGAAUGGUUUUGGAUCUUACUUUUCGUCAGAAGAUAAAAGAUGCCCUGGCUCCUUACCCUUAGGUCAAAACUCUCCACAGAACUGUCCUUAUGGUUUAUAUGCGGAACAAAUAUCAGGAACAGCUUUUACUGCUCCUCGUAAGGAAAAUUUAAGAUCGUGGUUAUACAGAAUACGCCCUAGUGUAUUGCACGAACCUUUUAAGCCUUUUACCGGUAAAACGGGACUAAAUAACAAUUGGAAUGAACAACAUCCAAAUCCUAAUCAGAUGCGUUGGAAGCCUUUUGAUAUACCGUUGGACGACGUAAAUUUUGUCGAAGGUUUACACACGAUAUGCGGUUCAGGGGGUGAAUAUAGCCAUCAUGGCAUUGCAAUACAUAUUUACAGUUGCACUACUUCCAUGGAGAAAAUCGCUUUUUAUAAUAGCGAUGGUGAUUUUUUGGUUGUGCCUCAGAAGGGAUGUUUGGAAAUAACUACUGAAUUUGGCAAAUUUGUAGUAAGACCAAAUGAAAUAUGUGUCAUACCCCAGGGUAUUCGCUAUUCAGUUAAAGUAAGGGAACCAUCAAGGUAUGUAACCUCAUUAAACUCGGGAUAUAUUCUUGAGGUUUAUAACAAUCACUUUCAACUCCCGGAACUAGGUCCAAUAGGAGCAAAUGGUUUGGCUAAUCCGCGCGAUUUUCUAACUCCUGUUGCAUUGUUUGAAGAUAAUGAUGAAGAUUUCCAGAUUAUCUGCAAAUACCAAGGAAAGCUUUUUUCUGCCAAACAAUCUCAUUCACCAUUUGAUGUUGUAGCUUGGCAUGGAAAUUAUGUCCCUUUCAAGUAUGAUUUGUCAAAAUUUAUGGUCAUAAAUUCAGCCAGCUUCGACCAUUGCGAUCCUAGCAUCUUUACGGUUCUCACUUGCCCAAGCUUUCGUCCAGGCACUGCUAUUGCGGACUUUGUAAUAUUUCCACCAAGAUGGGCUGUACAAGAGCAUACUUUCCGGCCGCCAUAUUACCACAGAAACUGUAUGUCAGAAUUUAUGGGAUUAAUCUUUGGUAAAUAUGAAGCAAAAAAUAACGGGUUUUUACCUGGAGGCGCUACUCUUCAUUCUAUUAUGACACCACAUGGUCCAGAUUAUCAAUGCUUCGAGAAUGCAUCUCGUGCAGAGUUAAUACCUGAAAGGGUCGCUGACAAUACACAGAUGUCGCUUGAACUCUGCCACCUGCUUUGCGUUGACAGCAUUAAAGAUGGCAGAAAACAAACAACGCACAGUUUGCCAUUCCAAUAUUCUUAACUUUCUCGCACACUCUUUCCGCAUUACAAUCAAUUAUUGCUUUUAAUUUCACUCUAUUAUCUUUUAACAUAGUUAAUAAUAAACAAAUUUUUUCGUUAAAUUUAUAUUGAUCUUCCAAAAAAAUGUCAAAAUUUCUAUUAAUAAUUUAUCUUAUUCAUUUUUAUUUCUCUUUUUUUUUAUAAAUAAACUAAUUUCACUUUAGCUGUCUAAACGCAAAAGUCUGCCGUCUGUCACCAUAAAAUUUCAAUGCUCAUUAGCGUUGCUAUUGUCCUUUUGCUCAUAUUUUUAUGAAUACAUACAAAACUGAUAACAUUCUGAAUAAAUUAUGUUAUUUUCAAAAGAAUAUUUGUAGUUAAUGUGUGAAUAAUAUUUAUUUAAUAACUAUUUCUAAUGCUUGAGAAUAUAACAUAAUUUCAUACAUAUAUGAGUAUGUUUGUACAUGGGAAACUAUCAUAUUACCCUAAAAAAAGUUAAUAUAUCACAACAAUAUUAUGUAUUUGUAAUUGACAUUUCACCAUUUAAAUUUUCAUACGCAUCUAUCAGGUGUCGCCUUACUAAGCGAACCAUAUAGACAGCGUUCGGAAAGCUCCUGUAGUAAAGAUAGAAGUGGCAAGGCAGCAAUUGGGCCUGCAAAGGACAAGCUUUCUCAUCCCGCCUCAAAGAAGCCCAUAACGGCUUUACAUGGUCGAAGAUACAAGGCAUAUAUUUUGUAAGCUGCUAGCGCAAAAAUUAGAGAAUUUGAAGAUUUUCCCCUGGAGCUGCCUCUAAAGACCAGAAACAAAUCGCCAAUAAUAAUAGCAGGGUGAUUUUAACGCAUGGUCUACUGCUCCUGAAGUCAGCCAUUCUCCGUAGUAAGUGAUUCUGUUUCUUAAAGCUAUGCGAAGAAGCGAACAUAGACUCGUGGGAAUCGGCAUACAAAAUUUGUAUGUCGAAAUUAAAAAAAAAGUCGCAGAAACCUAAGAACGCAUAGAUGGUAUACCAAAUUGAGCCCUUAAAGAAGCCAUAACUCUUAGACCCACUUUAUUUGUUGUGUACAAUGCGUGUAUAUUGGAAGAGGUAUUCCUCGAUCCGUCGAAGAUACAGCGCCUGGUUCUACUCCUAAAGCCAAAAAAGCCACCAGAAGAACCUUCAUCAUAUCGACCUCUUUGCGUGUUCGACACGAUGGGGAAAGUGUACCAAAGCAUUGUAAGAAACUGCUUGGAACUAGCAAUCCAAAAAGCCGGCGGAUAAUCAGAGAGACAAUACGGCUUCAUAAAAAAGAGAUCCACUAUUGACGCACUAGGAGAAGUUGUCGAUAUUGCGAAAUGUGCAGUAAGUGGCAAAAGAUGGAAAGGUGACACAAAAAAGUACUGCGCGCUGAUUACCCUGUAUGUCAAGAAUGCGUUCUACUCGGCGAAAUUUGCAGACAUAAUAAAAGCCCUGGAUGAAAUACGGAUCCCUGAAUACAUCAUAAACAUAAUAACAAGUUAUUUGAAAAACAGAAUGCUGAUUUUUGAUACGGAUGAAGGCACCAAGAGCUACUCUAUCAAGAGUUGAGUACCCCAAGGCUCAGUGUUAGGUCCACUAUUAUGGAACCUUAUGUACGACGGAGCUAAAAAGACAGCAACCAACAGACGUGAAACUAGUAGCUUAUGCGGACGAUCUCAUGGUGUUAGCAGUCACCAAACAAUUAGCCGACCUGAGAAAUAAAUGUAAUGAGUGCUUAUAUAGUCUACGCCAAUGGUUCUCUUCUAAAUACAAGUCUGAAACUAGCGGAGGAAAAAAAUGAAGUUUUACUGAUAAGCACUAGGAAGAUAGAAGAACAAAUAGAGCUCACCAUUGGUAAAUGCAAGAUUAAGAAAUAUUAGAUUCUAAAUUAAAAUUUAAAGAACACUUGGAGUACUCUUCCGCCAAGGCAAACAAAAUUUAUAAAGCCCUAUUGAGAAUGAUGACCAAUAGAGGCUGUGUGCGUUCCAGCCGGCGAUUCCUAAUAGCGAAGGCAAUGUAUGGAUACGGGCAAUGGAUAUAAAAUCGUAUGCUAAACAAAUAAUUGCAGUGCAUAGGCUUUCUGCAAUUGGGGUAAUAAGUGCUUUCCGGACUAUAUCAACCGAUGCAGCUGAAGUAUUAGCCAUCAUGCCGCCCAUUGAUCGGCAAGGACAGAGGAGAGAAACAAGAGUACUAAAAUGUGGCAAGAGCGGUGGAAUUCCUCGUCCAAAAGGCGCUGGACCCAUCGACUUAUACCGGACAUCCACUCGUGGAUAGACAGACGGCAUGGGAAUUUAGAUUUUCAUCUGACCCAAAUACUUAGUGGACAUGGACAUUCGGACGACACGACUUAGCCAACCUAGCCGGUGUUUUUUAAUUCGCUGAAUUAUGUCAAUGUCGUUGUAUAUCUCAUACAGCUCAUGGUUCCAUCGAAUGCGAUAUUCGCCGCGGCCAACGCGCAAAGGACCAUAAAUAUUUCGCAGAAACUUUCUCUCGAAAACUCAUACCGUCGACUCAUCAGAUAUAGUCAUCGUUCAUGAUAUCAAUAUCAUCGGCAUACGUCAGCAGCUGUACACUCUUAUAAAAGAUUGUACCUGCUCGUUUAAGUCGCAGGAUAGGCAGUCGCUUCGUCUGAAAUCUCGUUUGGUAUUUAACGGCUCGGAGAGGUCCUUCCCGAUCCUGACGGAGCUUUUGGUGUUGCUCAACGUCAGUUUACACAGCCGUAAUAGUUUUGUGGGGAUACCAAAUUCAGACAUAGCGGCGUAACGACAGCUUCUUUUCGUGCUGUCGAAAGCAAAUUUGAAAUCGACGAAGAGAAGGUGUGUGUCGAUUUUCUUUUCACGUGUUUUUUCCAAGAUUUGACGCAUCGUGAAUAUCUGGUCGGCUUUAAUCUUUCACACAAUACGCUCGAUAGAUGUUGAGGAGACUUAUCACAUGGUAGUUGGCGCAGAUUGUGGGGUCUCCCUUUUUGUGAAUUGGACAGAGCAGAUUUAAAUUCCAAUCGUUGGGCAUGCUUUCGUCCGACCAUAUUUUUCAAAGAAGCUGAUGCAUGUUCCUUAUUAAUUCUUCGCCGCCGGGUUUGAAUAGCACGUAACAAUCAAUAGGCCCUCGCCGCUUUGUUGUUCUUCGGGUGAGUAAUUAUUAUUCGAACUCCUUCAUGGUCGGGCAAUGGAACGUCUGCUCCAUCGUGAUAAAUUGGGGAAUCGGGUUCGCCUUCUCCUGGCGUUGUACUUUCACUGCCAUUCAGCAGGCCGGAAAAGUGUUCUCUCCAUAAUUUUAGUAUGCUCUAGGCAUCGGUGACUAGAUUACCUUUGGGGGUUCUACAAGGGGAUGCACCGGUCAUGAAACCUUCUGUAAGCCACCGCAUUUUUUCGUAGAAUGUUUCGGGCAUUACCCCUGUUGGCCAGCUUAUCAAGCUUUUCAUACUCACCCAUUUCGGCCUCUUUCUUUUUCUGUCUGCAAAUGCGUUUCGCUUCCCUCUUCAACUAAUGGUAUCUAUCCCAUCCCGCACGUGUUGUGGUCGAUCGUUACGUUGCGAGGUAGGCAGCCUGUUUUCUCUCCUCUGCGACACGGCACUCCUCGUUACCUCCUCUUCUUUCGCGUUUUCCGAAAAGCAAUAGUUUCGGUUGCAGCUGUACGUAAGGAGUUUGGAAUGCCGUCCCACAGUUCCCUUAUACCGAGUUGUUGACUAGUGCUCUCAGAGAGCAGGAGUGCAAGCCGAGUAGAAAAUCGUUCUGCUAUCUGUUGUGAUGUUUAGACGUUCCUUCACCGGACGAAUCCCACACCAAACUUACGCUCCUUUAUAUGGCCACUGUAGUAAAUGCCACAAGGACCUACUUGGCUCGAUCCUUGUCCCGUUCAUCACAUUUCUUGGACAGCGGGGAUGUCAGCCUUUAUAUUCACGAGGAAAUCAACCAGCUGGGCAGCGGCAACUUCCCGAUUAAGGAACCGGACAUUACAGGUGCAUGCCCUCUAUUCGUGGUCCUUAUUUCGUUUGCCAUGGUCCUCAUCAAAGGGGGUCUCUCAUCCGAGGCAGGUUGUUAGUUUUCAUAGGGUUGUUUUUUUUACGUGGCAAGUCCCAAACCCAGCGCACAACCCUGCAUGGGUAUGUUUCGCCUUCUCACUUUAGCUCGCCUUCAAACGGAUGUUCUUAGACUACCCAGAGGAUACUUGGUGAAUGACCGGAAGUCGUGAGCUGCUUGAGCCAUAUGUAAAAGAAUCGUUUCUGGCCACUCCCAGAUGAAUGGCGUUCAGAGGACUUUCCUCACGUGCGUGAUCUUUUACACAUGACUCCAUCCUCCAUAUGUGUAUACAUUAGGGUGUCCGUUAUUUACCAAAUUGAUUAUUUUUGACGAGACGCCCCCUAAACUUUUAGUUUUCCUUCUAAAAAACAAAUAUCAGACCAUAAAAAGCCCUUAAUUUUCAUAAUAAACCUUGCCCCAAACACGAUACAUUUCCCAUUGCAAUUACAUGGGAUUUUGCCACUUUCUACGAAUAUUUGUUUUCCCUGGAACUUUCUCUUUUGUAGGAAUAAAAAAGUCAUAUUCUUGUAUAGAAUUGAACGCUCUAUAGCAAAGUCUGGACAGUUUUUCUAUAACUCACUCCUUUAAAAGUUAUUCAAGGUUAAAGUUAACUUUUGGGUAAUUUCUGGAAUUUUCGAACUUUUACGGCAAAUUGAAAUUUUUUUUUUGUAAAAUUCAAUUGUUUAUUCUAAAAUAAACAUGCCUAUAGUUUUAAAAUAAAAAAUAAAAAAAAUUUGCAAAUCAAAUCAAAUUUGAACCAGAUAGUGCAGCGUGUACCAGGAUACACAGUAUAAAUCAUAUAAAUUAAAGGAACUUAUUAUUCAUCGUUAACAACAUGUGAUUAAAUACUCUUCAUGUUUCAGAGUUUUUCUGCCGUUACAUCAGAGAAAUUAUAUUUUUUAAACCAGAAGAAAUAAAGAAAACAAAUACUGACCCAAUGACAUAACACAAUAGUUUUCCGCAUAGAAUUUCUUUCAGCAUUGGCGGCCUUCGGCCGCGCUUCAAAAAAAUGACCCUCAGUUGGACCAAUACCUGGGCGUACUCAGUUCUUUUACGUUGAACUCCUUUUCGCCCGAUCCAACGCUGGGAUUUAUCAAGAUAAUGAGAAUUCUGAAAGAUUUUACAUUACUCAUCACACGAUAAUGAAUUUAGUUAUGACGUCAUAAUAUUUCUUUUUUCUUAUUUUUAUUUCAUUACCAAAUAUGGUAACACUAAUUUUUUACUUGUUUACAACCACUUUCUUAUUUUAUGAAUAAAUGGACUUAUAUAAAGUUUGAUAUAAAAUUAAAGUUAUUUUUGCACUAUUUAAUAUAAAAUAAAUGAUCAGAAGCGAAUUAGUGUAGUGUUAGUGGAUAUAAAAGCAUAAUAUAUAGAUGUAAAAUGCAUUAUAAAUCGGAGAAACACGCAUUUUAAAUAGUUAAUUUUUUUAACUUUAAAUGCGAAUAUGGCGGCAUGUAUCCGUACAUACCCAUUUUAAUCCCGAAAUCCGGGAAAGCUAUUCUAAAUCGCAGUCGCGAGUUGUCACAAAAACACGAAAAAGUGGACAGAAAAAGAAAACAACAUUUUAAUGGAUUUUCUUUUGGAAAACGUUGAUAUUGAGGUAUGGAUAAGAUUAAUUAUUGUUAAUUUAUUUGCCUAUCGAAUUAUAUUUUUUGCUCAUCCAACCAUUGUUAUUUAUUUACAAUAAAUGUUUGAAAAAACUUAGUUAGAGGCAAAUGCUUAAAUGUUGAGGUGUAUAGUUCGAUAUCGGAAAGAAAUCAACAGGCGCAGGACUAGAUAUUGGAGACGCAUGUUCCACAGUAAAAUGUAAUAAGGUGAAUUAUAAUUAAGCUAGUCCAUAUUGUAUUAUUAUUCAGUAUCAUUUUAGAAACCGGAAAUGUCUCCACGUUAUGACCGACUCGUGGAGCUUUAUUCUAAUAAACUGCACUCAAAUAUCGUCGUUGAAUCAUCAUCAAUUAACGUGGAUGUUGAAUUUGAGUAAUAUAUGCACUCUAUUGAUACGAUUAAAGAUUUGUCUUCAACAGCAUUAACUUUACUUCCUAUUGUAGUUCAUUUUACAUCAUCUGAGCCAGUGCGACCUCCAGACAUCGACUCGAUGGAAGCCGAGUUAAUAUGUGAGCCAGCACUUUCACAGUCAAAAGUAUCAACUCCUCGCUCUCAACGAUCUCUUGGACAAAAAUUUAAAACUCGUACUCGUACGUUAGAAGCAGUCUAAGCGAAUUUGCUAAUAUCCAAUAAAAAAGAGAUUCUUAUUAUGAAAUGCACCAGAGCAUAGAACAAAAAAAAAAUGAUAAUGAAAUAACCCGGUUAAAGCUAGAAAAACAAAAGAUGGCCCAUGCUCAAGAACAAAAAGAACGACUUGCUGUCUUAGAGCUUAAAUUAAAACAUAAUACAGACUAAAUUAUAAAUAAAAAUUCGUUAUUUAUUGUUUGAAUUACAAGAAUAAAUAGUUCUGUUUUAAAAUAAGUAUAUGUCUUAUUCUGAACAUAAGGUUGUAGAGCAUCUGCCUUUUCAUUUGAAAAGUAGUUAUAUCUAACCCUUCAAAUUCGUCUGCUGUGUCAGGUCCAUUCAAAGAGGUUUCCACAAAUUACUCAAAGUCCGCUGUGCUUGCUGUGCAAUGAAUUACAUUAUCUCCUUUCUGCUGGAUCAGUAUGUUAAGCAUUAGUUCUGUACGAAGUAAUUAUAAUAUUAUUGGGCGUUUUGCAGAAUAUGGCCAUAAGGUGGGCCAAAAAUUAGUUUAUAUUUUAUUUUUCGUAGUUACCAUGAAAAUCUCAUUCAACAUGACUAAAAACAAGUCCUGGUAAAAUCUGAACUCUUUAUAUCAAUAUUAAGAGGUGCCUCAUCGACAUUUUCGAUUUCCCAUAUAAAUUACAUGGAAAAAAAAUCAUUUUUUUUUGUGGUGGUUAUUGUGCGGAGAUUUUAAUGUGCACGCGAUGGCGGCCAGUAGGGAUGGUAAACUCGAUUCCGAUACUACUCGAGAAUCGAGUUUUCUCGUAAUGUAAUGUAAUUUAUAUGGGAAAUCGAAAAUGUCGAUAAGGCACCUCUUAAUAUUGAUAUAAAGAGCUCAGAUUUUACCAGGACUUGUUUUUAGUCAUGUUAAAUGAGAUUUUCAUGGUAACUACGAAAAAUAAAAUAUAAACUAAUUUUUGGCCCACCUUAAUAUGGCCAGUAUAUAAGUAUAUAAUUAUUUAAAUAAUUUCCAAUUAUUUAUUUCUGAUGUUAAUAGCUUCACGUUAACAUUACAUUUACCCUAAUUAAGCUAAAGCCCAAGCAUAUACAAGUAUUUCGCUGCUUUUCCAUGUUGGUGCAGCGACAAUUGAUUUGUGGCUCCCUUUACAAGAAGUAAAAUAUCGUUGUUGCUCCGCGAUCUUGCUCUUCAGAUGAUCUUGCUGUGAGCUUUAUGAUUGCAGUUUGAUUUGUGUCAUCAAACAUUGAACUCAAGAAAGAUUUUGUCAAUCCUUACCACUGGUGGGGGAAAUGAAAAGUUUUUCACUCAUCAAAGUGAGAAUAUAUUCAUUCUAAUUAUAACCUGAACAGGGUAAAUUAAGUUUGUCAAGCAGUUUGUAACACCCAGAAGGAAGCGUCGGGGACCCUAUAAAGUAUAUAUAUAAAUGAUCAGUAUGUUGAGCUGAGUCGAUUUAGCCAUGUCCGUCUGUCUGUCUGUCCGUCUGUGCGUCCGUCCGUCUGUAUAAAUACAAACUAGUCCCUCAGUUGUGAAGAUAUCGUUUUGAAAUUUUGUAAACAUCAUUUUCUCUUCAAGAAGCUGCUCAUUUGUUAGAACGGCUGAUAUACGAUCGAAAUCAAGUUUUUGUAUUAAAAACUUUCACAUUUGACAAUGUAUCUUCACAAAAGUUGGCACAGGUUAUUUUCUAAGACAAUAAUGUAAUAUACGAAGAAAUUAUUCAGAUCGGCUUACUAUAGCAUAUAGCUGCUAUACAAACUGAAUGAUCGAAAUCUUGCGCUGGUAUGGAAAACUUUUGCAUUUGACAAGACAUACUAUAUUCACUAAAUUAGGUAUUGAUUAUUUUCUAUGACAAUAAUGUAAUCACCGAAGAAAUUGUUCAGAUCGGUUAACUAUAGCAUAUAGCUGUCAUACAAGCUGAAUGAUCGGAAUCAAAUGCUUGGAUGGGAAACUUCCUCAUUUGACAAUAUAUCUUCACGAUUUUGGUAUGAGUUAUUGUAUGUAGAAAUAAUGUAAUAUCGAAAGAAAUUGUUCAGAUCGGCUCACUAUAGCAUUUAGCUGCCAUACAAACUGAACGAUCGGAAUCAAGGGCUUGUAUGGAAAACUUUCACAUUUGACGUAGUAUCUUCACGAAAGUUUACUACUUAAGGUAAUAACAUAAUCUCCGAAAAAUUUUUUCCGAUCGGAUUACUAUAGCAUAUAGCUUCCAUACAAACUGGACACAUAGUUACUAAAAGAAAUAUACCUGUGAAGGGUUAUUAGCUUCGGUGCAGCCGAAGUUAACGUUUGUUCUUGUUUUUAAUAAUAUUUCAGCUUUGCUGAUAAGUAACCAUGUUCAACGAUAUUUGAACAAUUGCGAUUGUAACUUCUAAAAGUACCGUAACACUAACAGUGUUUUACGCAUCCCCUUCCGAAUAUCACUCAUCAAAGACUUAUGCUGUUGCCGGGCGCUAUUGGUGAUAAGAAUGAUAAAGAGUAUUGACAUGCAAAUAAAUGAACAUUGCAAGCAUUCCAGCAUGAAGAGCCCAGCAUGAAGGUGCGCAUCAUUGGCAACAGUUUAUGUUAUGCUAGCUGACCGAUUCAUCGAUCGGUUGGUCUAGGAUUGAUAACGGAAUGAAAACUACAAUUGUAUUUGUGAGUUGAUAAAAUAACAAAGUCUAUUUUUUACUGUUCUUUUAUGCAGCGCACGGUUGCCAAUAUCGUGGACUGCAACCUUUCUACCUGGCCAUUACUUUCGUUGUGAAGACUAGGAAUGAAGAACUGGUCCAUAGAAAAGGUAUCUUUAAGCAUAACUUGGAUUGCAUUAGAUUGAAGAGCUUUUUCGUUGUCAGAGACAAUGACUUUAGUGUUAUUAAACACUAAUAAGACUUCUAAUAGGGCUCCUGAAGUAAUGGGUUUAACUAUUGCAAAUAUCUAAUAAAAUAAUAAAAAAAAAUUGCCUGCCAGUUAUAAGAAUAUCCAUGUGGAGAAUUUCACCUGGGAGAUUUGGGAUUGGUGUUUUACCUAUUCCAGGAUCAGGAGGUUUUCUUUGAUAUUUAUUCUACAAAUAUAUCAUGCAAUUUGCAAUUGUUGGAUUUCAAAAAUUGGUUUAUAUGUAUUUGGAAAGCAGUAUACAUGAGAAAUUUGGUGAAACUUUUUGUGUAAGCCAUGAUGAGCUCGAUUGUGUUCCAUCGAUAUCAAUUUCAUUUGAUCACCAUUAUUAAUUAAAUCAAUUAAGACAAGCUAAGUGUGAAUAAACUUAACGCCAGGAGAAGCUGAUAUUAUUUUGUUUUGUGUCUGUGCUAGAGUAUGGAGAUCGCAAUAAAUUCCGUUGGGGGCGUUAGGGUUGAUAUUUUUAAGAGUAUCGAAAGUGAUUGUGUAACGUUUAAACUUUUUAAAAUUAUGUUUUGUAAUUAGACUUAGAAAUCAUUGAUAAGGUUAGUUAAGGAUUCCUCGCUGUGCACAGUUUCAUUUGAUGGAGCUUCACUUAAAUUGUUGCAGAAUUGUCUAGAAAGCAACGACAUCGGCAUUGGCAACUGUGUUGUCUCUUCUCGGCUUAAGGGGUCAGUAGGGUAAUCUUUUUUCAAAUUUUUUUUGCAUUUUCUGUUUCCUUAUACCCUUAGAAUUAAUGUAGAAAAUCAUUUUACCAUUGGAAGGUUUUGAAAAAGGCCCAAAAAUAAUAAUACCGCUCGACGUUCGGAGCGCGUGGAGUACACACCUGCUACAAAACACACCAAUACCUUAAGCAAUAAAAUACGUAUUUCUCAAAACACACUUUUUUAAACCGAUUUGCUUAUUUUUUUGUUUUAAAUGUUCACAAAACUCCUGGCUAUCAUCCCUACAUAUAUUUUUUACAAUUUAUUGACAAUGUUAUGACAAAAUUUAUGUAUCAUGGUGGAAAUUAAAAAAAAAACGUUAAUAACUUUAUUAUUUAUCAACAUUUUUUCAUAAUUCUAAUAGGGACGAUAACCACUCACGUUUUUGUGUUACAGAUGAUCCAAACAUGAGAAAUCAUGUCCGCCAGUGAAAAAACGCAUCUCAUUUACUCAGCUAUUUCUCCGACAGAUGUCAUCAAAAAAUUCCGAAAAGUUUUAUUCAUACACCCCACAUAUACCUCAUGAUAUGUGAAAAAAUUUCUAUUAUAAAAUAAAAAUUUCUAUGAAAAAAAUGUCAAAAAACAGGCCAGAUUACCCUACUGACCCCUUACUUGGUGCAAGUUUUUCAAUGAACGCUUGCCAUCUUUUCAUUUUUGCAUUUGGGGUUUUUUCAGACAUUGCGAAUAUGAGCGGCUGAUGGUGGGUAAAAAUGUUUAUAUUUUUCAUUCUAUACAAAUUUUUUUCUUUAUUUUACAUUUUACCUAGUAUAUAAAAGUAAAAUACUAACAAAAAUUCUAGUCUAAUUAAUUAAGAGAGAUGCUUAAAAGCUAAAUGUUAAGAAAUACAUUUGCUGCUACUGUUGUCUUACUAGGUCGGAAGUCUUUUUGCGUUUCAACCGGAUUUCUCGCCCAGCAGUUUCGAUAAAUCUGGCGCCUAGAUCACGGUGCCGGUCAGCAGAUCUAAUGUACCAGGGAGCAUUAACUAAAGUCCUUAAUACCUUACUUUGAAAGCGCUGAAUGCUGGCAAUACAGCUUUGACUUGAGCAACCCCAUAGUUGGGCUCCGUAGGCCCAAACUGGCUUUAAGACUUGAUUAUAUAAUAACAGUUUGUUCGAUAGCUUGGAUUUCCUGCCAACUAGGUGGUAAAGUUUGCUAAAUUUCAUAUCGAUUUUUUUUUUGCAUGCUCUUUCCUAGGUACUUAGCACUUUUAUAGUGUGGUAUAGGAAUGUUAUUUACAUAAAUUGGACAAUAUGCCGGCUUUUUCAAGGUAAAGUCGACAUGAAAUGAUUUGGUGUCGUUUAAUUUGAUACGCCACUUAGAUGCCCACUUAGUAAUUGCGUUGACUGCUGUCUGCACUCGUCGACUAGAUACUGAAGUUGACUCUCCCGCUGCUAACAAAGCUGUGUCAUCCGCAAAUGUCGAUGUCAUAUAACCAGAAUCAGACGGGAGGUCACUGGUAAAAAGCAAGUAAAGCAUUGGCUCCAACACGCUUCCCUGGGGAAUACCGGCUUCUAUCGGUUGCAAGUUUGAAUAUGCAUCCUCUUGUUUAAUACGGAAGUAUCUAUCAUUUAAGUACGAAGCAAUUAUUUCACAAAAUUGUUUGGGUAGCAUGUAUUUCAAUUUGAAAAGUAGACCCGUGCGUCAAAAGCUUGAGACACGUCCAAAAAGGCCGUACAAACAUUCUUUUUAUCGAUUAUAUUUUCAACGAAAUUAACGAUUCGGUGUGCCUGGUCAAUUGUUGAAUGGUGGUCACCGAACCCAAAUUGGUGUAUUGUUAUUAGGUUUUUAUGAGCGAUUAUUGGUUUGAGCCUAUUUAUGAGUACAUUCUCAAAGAUUUUAGAUAAGGCUGGCAGUAGCGAAAUUGGCCUAUACGAUGUAACAGCGUGUACUGGCUUACCCGGCUUGGGUAUCAUUAUGACUUCAGAUGCUUCCCAAAGCGAUGGCACGUGUCUUAGGCAUAAAGCACUGUUUAUAAUGUUUACAAGUUUUUUUAUACAAUUCUUUGGUAAAUUGCGUAAUAUUUCUCCAGUUAUUAAAUAGUAUCCAGGUGCUUUUUUGAGUCUUGUAUUCCCGAUAUGAUGUUUAAUUUCUUUAAUAGUAACAUGAGAAAUGCUGAUGUGUGGAUCCAUCCAACUAUUUUCACAGUUUAUCUCAUACCCAUCGUUAGGCGUAAAUAUGUUUCUCAAAUGAUUUGCAAAUACCGCAGCUUUCUAUUAAUUCAUUGUGGCCCAUGCAGUUUCGUUUAGUUUUUAGUUUUAAUGGUACUACAUGUUUUAUUUGUUUAUUAAUAUUUCUUGCAGCUUUCCAAAGUGAUUAGUCGGUGGAUUUAUCAGCUGUGAGUUUAGCCAGAUAAGUUUUGAAUGAAAAAUUUUUAAACUCUUUAAUUUGUGCUCUUAGUUUCACUGUACAUUUGUUAAGCUCAGUUUUGAAAGCAGAGGACCUAGUUUGCUGCCAUCUCCGUCGAAGCUUGCGCUUUUUAUGGAUACUUUCUAAGACGUGUUUUGGGUAUUUGGUACCCCUUAGAUUCACGCGGGUAUUUGGUGUACUCUUCCACGCAGCAUUUUGAAUUAUUUUUGUGAAAUCUUCAACCUCACAGUCCAACUCAAUACCAGUCGAUACGUGCUUAAGCUUUGGGUCGACUUUAUUCAAUAUAUAUUUAAAUUUAUUCCAAUUAGUGUGUUUAUUGCAUAACGUUGGCUUGGUGGCCGAAAUAAUUGGCUUUUCAUACAGAGUUAGUACCACUGGAGAAUGGUCAGAGCUUAGGUCUGAGCAAUCUUUUAUAUAUAUAUUGAGUUUUGGUAUUUUAUUGAUUAUAAAGAAGUCCAGAAGGUCUGGUGAUUUCUAACUAUCUGUAGGCCAAUAAGUGGGUCUUCCUGUAGAAACAAAAUUGCAUCCAACUGCUUGUAUUGCUUUGAGAAGUUCUCGACCUUUGGUUGUAGUUAAACGAUGAGUGUGUUUUGCGUUAUAGUCGCCACCAAUGAUAUACCUUCCGUCAUAUUUUUUAAUAACUUCAUAUAUGUACGUUUCUAUAUUUAUAUUAUGUCUAGGUGGGCUAUACAGAGCAAUAAGAUACAAUGGGUGAUUGUGCAAUUUAACUGAAAUUGUUAUAGCUUGAAUUUCUUCCAUCUUAAUUGGAUCUUCCUUGCAAUGUUCAAUAUUGCUUUUGAUAAUUAUACCGCUCCCUCCUCGUGCUGAGCUUGCCGGGUGUGGUGUGUGGUGUAAUUCAUAAUUUUUAAAUUUUAAAAAUGAUUGGUUCGUAAAAUGCGGUUCAGAUAAUAGACAUAUACAUAUCAAUAUUUCUGUGGUGUAGAAUAACUUCUAAUUCAUUCUUAUUUUUGGAAAGGCCAUUAGCGUUCCAUAGCAUUAUUCUCAAAGAGUUACUGUUCAUCAAUAAAUUGUAGAUGGUACUCAAGAACGUUGAGCCGCUGAUUAAAGGACUUAAAUAGUUUCUCUUGCUUAUUCUAAUCUAAUAUAUCUUAUAUCUAAGAUUUGGGAUAACGGACUACUUUUUGGCAUUGUAUUUGUAUGGCCUUGUUUAGCUAUUUGCGCAAAUGGAACUUUAGAACCGGAAGGAAGGGAUUUUACUUCUCCUGCGUGGUUAUUCGUCGGAGCAUUGGCAUUCUCCUCAACUGAAUUACCAUUCUUUUUAUCACUUAAAUUUUGCAGUUCUGUUGCGACGACACAAUCAUGGUAGAUUGCAGGACGAGAAUCGCCGCAGUUGCAAAAUUUAGCAGGGUCUUUUUCGGCUUUUCGAAACUCAAUAGUAGGAUGUUUGCCUCCACAUUUCACACACCUCGAUGGCUUACCUCAGAAGUUUUUAGUAUGUCCAAAAGCUUGACAGUUUUUGCACUGCGGAAUUAAUUUAGAUGCUUUAAUAGGCUCAAGUUUGACAACGGUACUAAGAAUGGUUUUGAUCUGGUGAAUUUUCUUAAUGUCUUCGGUGGCAUCAAAUACUACUAAAAACAUAUCUAGCGGUUCUUUCUUCUUCUUAACUGGCGUAGACACCGAUUACGCGAUUAUAGCCGAGUUAACAACAGCGCGCCAGUCGUUUCUUCUUUUCGCUACGUGGCGCCAAAUGGAUAUUCUAAGCGAAGCCAGGUCCUUCUCCACUUGGUCCUUCCAACGGAGUGGAGGUCUUCCUCUUCCUCUGCUUCCCCCGGCGGGUACUGCGUCGAAUACUUUCAGAGCUGAAGGGUUUUCGUCCAUUCGGACAACAUGACCUAGCCAGCGUAGCCGCUGUCUUUUAAUUCACUGAACUAUGUCAAUGUCGUCGUAUAUCUCAUACAGCUCUUCGUUCCAUCGAAUACGAUAUUCGCCGUGGCCAACGCGCAAAGGACCAUAAAUCUUUCGCAGAACUUUUCCCUCGAAAACUCGCAACGUCGACUCAUCGGUUGUUGUCAUCGUCCAAGCCUCUGCACCAUAUAGCAGGACGGGUAUUAUGAGUGACUUAUAGAGUUUGGUUUUUGUUCGUCGAGAGAGGACUUUACUUUUCAAUUGCCUACUCAGUCCGAAGUGUUAAUGCUGGUUCCUAAAUAGACGAAAUUAUCUACAACUUCAAAGUUAUGACUGUCAAGAGUGACGUGGGAGCCAAGUCGGGAGUGCGACGACUGUUUGUUCAAUGACAGGAGAUAUUUCGUCUUGCCCUCGUUCACUGCCAGACCCAUUUGCGUUGCUUCCUUGUUCAGUCUGGAGAAAGCAGAACUAACGCCGCGGGUGUUGAGACCGAUGAUAUCAAUAUCAUCGGCAUACAAAGGCAGCUGUACACUCUUAUAAAAGAUUGUAUCUGCUCGAUUCUCCUUUCACGGGUCUUUUCCAAGAUUUGGCGCAUGGUAAAUAUCUGGUCGGUUGUUGAUUUGCCAGGUCUAAAGCCACACUGAUAAGGUCAAAUCAGUUUGUUGACAGUGGGCCUUAGUCUUUCACACAAUACGCUCGAUAGAACCUUAUAGGCGAUGUUGAGGAGGCUAAUCCCUCGGUAGUUGGCGCAGAUUGUGGGGUCUCUUUUUUUAUGGAUUGGGCAUAGCACACUUAAAUUCCAAUCGUUGGGCAUACUUUCGUCCGAACAUAUUUUGCAAAGAAGCUGAUGCAUGCUCCUUAUCAGUUCUUCGCCGCCGUGUUUGAAUAGCUCGGCCGGCAACCCGUCGGCCCCUGCCGCUUUGUUGUUCUUCAAGCGGGCAAUUGCUAUUCUAACUUCUUCUGGGUCGGGCAAUGGAACGUCUGCUCCAUCGUCAUCGAGUGGGGAAUCGGGUUCGUCCUCUCCUGGCGUUGUGUGUUCAGUGCCAUUCAGCAGGCUGGAGAAGUGUUCCCUCCAUAAUUUAAAUAUGCUCUGGGCAUCGGUGACUAGAUCACCCUGGGGGUUCUACAAGAGUAUGCUUCGGUCUUGAAACCUUCUGUAAGCCGUCGCAUUUUUUCGUAGAAUUUUCGAGCAUUACCCUUGUCGGCCAGCUUAUCAAGCUCUUCGUACUCAUGGAUUUCGGCCUCUUUCUUUUUCUGUUUGCAAAUUCGUCUUGCUUCCCUCUUCAACGAUUGGUAUUUAUCCCAUUCCACACGUGUUGUGGGCGAUCGUAACGUUGCGAGGUAGGCAGCCUGUUUUCUGCUACGACACGCCACUCCUCGUUGUACCAGGUGUUCUUUUGCUUUUCCGAAAACCAAUGGUUUCGGUUGCAGCUGUACGUAAGGAGUUUGAAAUGCCACCCACAGUUCCCUUAUACCGAGUUGUUGACGAGUACUCUCAGAGGGUAGGAGUGCAAGCCGAGUAGAAAAUCGUUCAGCUGUCUGUUGUGAUUGCAGCUUCUCGACGUCCUUGUGUUUGUUGGCGUGCGUUUUUUGCUGCACAGAGGCGGGUGCAAGUCUUGGCUGCAACAAGAUAGUGGUCCGAGUCGAUGUUAGGACCUUGGAGCGCACGCACAUCUAAAACACUGGAGACGAGUCUUCCAUCUAUCACAACAUGAUCGAUCUGGUUGGUGGUUUUUCGAUUCGGAUACAGCCAGGUAGCUUGAUGAAUCUUUUUUUGCUGGAAUCUAGUACUACAGAUAACCAUAUUUCAGGCGCCGGCGAAGUCGAUCAGCCUCAACCCAUUUGGGGAUGUUUCCUCGUGGAGGCUGAAUUUACCGACCGUAGUGCCAAAGAUACCUUCUUUGCGUUAAAGUCGCCAAGCACGAUUUUGACAUCGUGGCGGGGGCAGUUCUCAUAUGCGAGCUCCAAGCGGUCAUAAAGGCCAUCUUUGGUCACAUCGUCCUUCUCUUCCGUCGGGGCGUGUGCUCAAAUCAGCGAUAUGUUGAAGAACCUCGCUUUGAUGCGGAUUGUGGCUAGACGUUUAUUCACCGGAGUGAAUGAUAGUACUCGGCGACGGAGUCUCUCUCCCAUCAUAAAUCCCACACCAAACUUGCGCUCCUUUAUAUGUCCGCAUUUCUUGGACGGCGGUGAUGUCAGCCUUUUUUUCACGAGAACAUCAACCAGCUGGGCAGCGGCACCUUCCCAAUUAAGGGACCGGACAUUCCAGGUGCAUGCCCUGAAAUCAUAGUCCUUAAUUCGUUUGCCAGGGUUGGCAGCAAAAGGGGGGUCUCGGGGAAACUUUAGUAUACGAUCCCACGAUUUCAGGGUUAAAAGUGGUAUGGUUGGAUAGGGCUGAUGUUCCAGAUUAAGAAAAUAUAUAAUUGUUGCCGCCACAAACUUAUAGUUUAUAUUUGCAUUUAAACUUGAAAAUUUUGCAAAUUUUAUGUUGCAAUUUCUCGAUUGCUAGUAAUUAUUUAAUUCAUAUUAUGCCCUUUUUAUGCACUUAUACUUCAUUACAUUAUUUCUACAUAUUUAAUUUUUUAGUAAUUAUUUAGUUAUUUGCUUAAAAUAAGCAUUUUAUAUUUUGCACAAUUUUCAUUCCAUGCACAAUAACAAAAGUAUUCCGUGUUUACAGAUAUUAAGUGUUGCCAUAAUUACACAUAUAUCAAACGAAUAAGAAUGGAUAUAAAAACUCAAACGCAGAAAACAAAUACUAUCUGAAAUAAAUUUUCCAUUGUAAUAAGAAAAGUUUUAAGGCUUUAUUGGCGGCCUUCGGCCGCGCUUCAAAAAAAUAACCCUGGCCGAUCCAACACCGGGGUGUAUCAAAAAUCUUGAUAUAUCAAGAAAAAGGGCAAUAAUUUAUGUAUUUGGGGUAUAGUCCUAUUUUUUAUUCAUUUUUAUUCGUUUGAUAAAUGUGUAAUUGUGGCAACACUUAUUAUCUGUCAACACGGAAUACUUUUGUUAUUGUGCAUGAAAUGAAAAUUGUGUAAAAUAUAAAAUGCUUAUUUUAAGCAAAUAACUAAAUAAUUACUGGAAAAAAAAAAUAUGUAGAAACAAUGUAGUGAAGUGUAAGUACAUAAAAAGUGCAUAAUAUGAAUUAAAUAAUUACUAGCAAUCGAGAAAUUGCAAGAUAAAAUUUGCAAAAUUUUCAACUUUAAAUGCAAAUAUCUCGAAAUCUAUAAGUUUGCGGCGGCAUAUUUUCUUAAUCUGGAGCAUCAGCUCUAUCCAACCAUACCACUUUUAACCCUGAAAUCGUGGGAUCGUAUACUAAAGCCGACCCGGGGUCUCUCAUCCGAGGGUGUUGUUGAUUUUUCAUUGGGAGUGUUUUUUUACGUGCCGGGUCCCAAACCCAGCGCACAACCCUAUGCAGGGGAUGUUUCGCAUUCUCACUUUAGCUCGCCUUCAAACGGAUGUUCUUAGGCUACCCAGAGAAUACUUGGUCAAAGACCGGAAGUCGUGAGCUACUUGAGUCAUAUGUAAAAAAUCGUUUCUGGCCACUCCCAAGUGAAUGGCGAUCAGAGAACUUUCAUCACUUGCGUGAACUUCUACACAUGACUCCAUCCUCCAGCGGCGGUUCUUCAGUCUACCCUUUAAGGUUAUUAAUUGCAUAUAUGACCUUAAAACAUUGAGAUUUUAGAUCAUUAGAAUGGAUUGUGUAUUGCAUGAGUGGUGUAAAUUUAUUAUCAUUACCUUUAUUGGUCUAUUAUGUUUACUCUCGCAGCUAAACCAAAGUGUAUUUUCAUUAGAUAAAUAUUUUGUUAUUGUGCGAUAUCUGUUUGAGCAGAGACAUUAAGUUUGUAGGCGCCGUUGCUCAAAAGCUUUAUUAAAAAGUUGUUAUUUAUUAGAUCUGUAACAUUGCAACGUAAUUUAUUAAAAUCCUUUACGUUGUUAAUUAUAAUAGGAGGUGGGCGGUGGGUUUUAGUAUCAUUGUUGGCCGCCUGCUCUUUGUUUUUAUUUUUCGAAGGGCUGACAAUUGUUGGAGAAGUAUCAGCUUUGCGUUUUUUUUGAAGAGCGCUUCUUUUUGAGUAUUCACUCAGUUUCUUUAGCUAGCUCAUUUUCAUCGGUUUCUUAUAUUUGAUCUACAUUCAUACUAGAAGGUUUUGCUUCAACACUCACAUGCUUGCCUUUACUAGAUUUUAGUUGUUCGUUUUCUCUUUUUAAUUCUAUGUUAUCUUUAUGUAACUGAUUGCACAUCGCUUCCAAAUUUCUUAGCCUCUCAUUUAUAAGUGAAUUAGUUUUUUCUAAUUCUAUUAUUUUAUUUACUCUAAAUGAGCUGAGACUGUUUCUCGGCGUCACCUCAUGAAGAGGUUCAGCCAUUUUUAUUUUCUAAUGAUUUCUCUACUGAGUAUUAGAAACCUGUCGUUUGGUCGAUAAUGCAGUUUAAACCAGAAGUUUGUUUUUAUUUGACCAGUAUGGCAGCGCUGAUAGCAAUUGGAAAUAGUUAGAACAGAACAGCUGAUUUAUUAUAUGCAGAAAUAACGUGUAAAAGAAACAGCUGAUGUACACUAUUUUCACAGCGAAAAUUAAUUAGUUGAGUGUUUAUAUAAUUUGUUAUUGUUUAAAAAAAAACAAACUUCGAUUGAAAAUGUAAUUUGAUUCGAAUGAGUUUUACCAAUAAUCGAUAUGGAACGUGUUGACAACAUCAAUGCUUCCCACGGCGCACACACCAACGAAUUACCACAGACUAGUUUAUCUGCAAAUUGUCGCAAUUGCGGAGCACACUUGGAUUUUGACCGCACUCAAUGAUAUCAACAACACUACUAUAUACAAAUAAUGGCAAAGCCUCUUCCAUGCCCAUACAAUCGAAAGUAGCUAUCGUUCGUUCGUAACAUAAUUUUGUGCGGUAGCUGAGAGUGUUUGUGAAAUCUUGAUAAUUGGACGACCUUUUUGAGACAAAACUGCACCUAAAGCAGUAGAAGAGGCAUCUGUUGUAAGCUUGAAGGGUUCAUCAUAAUUUGUGUAUUGAACUGAAACAUCCUCUGAAGCUAAUAUUUGUUUUAUUCGUUCAAAACCUAAAUUCAACUUUCACAUUUCUUGAAUAACAUGAACAAAUUUGUCCGUUUCUCCGCGAAGGUAAGCUGUCAAAGGAUUGACUAUGGCAGCAUAGUCUUUUAUGAACGCCUAUAAUCCUGGUAGUCCUAGAAAUGAUCGUAAUGCUCAAAGAGUUUGCGGAGAUUCGUAAUUAAAAAUAUCUCGAAUUUUAUCUGGGCAAAUUCUAAUACCCGGGCUAAUACCCGGGCUCAGAGAAACCCUAGAAACUCCACUUAAGUUUUGAAAAAGUUCGAUUUUUCAGGCGAGAGUCUCAUUUCUGCGUUCUCAAGAGUUUGAAGUACUACUGUGCCCAAAAUAAGGUGACAUUUGAAUUUAAACUGCGCGCGUCGAAGGAUUUGGAGAAUUAUUUUUUUUUAGGUUGGUAAUGCUGUCAGUGACAUUUAUGUCAAAUUUCAUGUCAAAAUAUUCAUUAGUGCUUGAGAUACGUGUCGUUUUCUGAGCUGCUAAAAGUGAGUUUUUCGUUUUUUGCGAUGUCGAAAUUUGCUGAGCAAAGAAUCUGCAUUAAAUUUUGUUUACGGAAUGAUUUUUCUGCUGCGCAUACGUUGAGGAUGGUACAGAAAGCCUUUGGUGAUGAAGUUAUGUCUAAAAAAAAUGUUUACAAGUGGUACAGUGAGUUCCAAGGCGGCCGUGAACGUGUCGAAGACGAAGAGCGUCCAGGGCGACCAUCAACCUCAACCGACGAAUCUCACGUUCAACAAAUCAAAGAUUUGGUGUUGGAAAACCGUCGAUUACCAAUUAGAGACCUUGCUGAUGAAGUUGACAUAUCGAAAGGCUCAGCCAAUACCAUUUUGAAGGAUGUUUUGGGCCUCAAGCGCGUCAAAUCUCGACUGGUACCGAAAACAUUGAAUUUUUUGGAAAAAAGGCGUCGCGUUGAAGUGUGUGAAACGAUGUUUUUCGACUACCAGGGUGUCAUGAAAUGCAUUAUAACUGGCGACGAGACUUGGAUCUAUGCUUACAACCCCGAAACAACCGAUCAAUCGAGCGAAUAUCGUGCCAAAAGAGAGCCGAAAAAAAAAUCGCGCCAAAGUCGUUCAAAAAUCAAGGUCAUGUUGACUGUUUUCUUCGAUUAUCGUGGUGUUGUGCAUUAUAAAUUCCUUCCAACCGGUCAAACAGUCAACAAGGAAUAUUAUUUGAACGUUAUGCGUCGUUUGCGUAACGCUAUCCGCCUAAAAAGGCCGGAAUUGUGGAAAGACAAUUCUUGGUUUUUACACCACGAUAAUGCACCAUCCCAUACUGCCCUCGUAAUUCGUGAUCAUUUCGCCAAAAACUCACCCCAUAUCGUUCCGCAACUACCGUAUUCAUCUGAUCUGGCGCCGUGCAACUUCUGGCUGUUCACCAAGCUCAAAAGACCGAUCCGGGGACACCGUUUUUAUACGAUAGAGGAGAUUCAAGCCGCAGGGAAGACGGAACUGAAGGCCAUGCAGGAAAGUGACUACAACCAGUGUUUCGGAGAUUGGAAAAUCCGUUGCCAUAAGUGCAUUGGAUCGGGAGGGGAUUACUUUGAAGGGGAUGAAAUUGAUUUGGAAGAAUAAAUAAAGAAUUUUCAAAAUAAAUGCAAUGUCACCUUAAUUUUUGGGCACAUUAGUAUGUGCUUGAUGUGCUUUAAAUGUGAUGGUUCACCUGAAGAAUACGAGGUGUGCUCAAAAAGUAUCCCGAGAAAGUAAGGGUUUACUCACUUGUUCUGCUUCCACGACACUUGCUUGAUUUGUUUCAAUUUAAAACUUCAGUUUUCUCUUAGAUAAACACUUUAGAUUACUUCAGUAAAAACCACAUGAAUUUAUUUUGUAAAAAAUGCACUUUGGAUGUUUUUUAGUAAAAAAUCACUUUGCACGUCUUUUAACAAAAAAUCGCUUUGUAUGUUGUUUAAAUGAGUUAAGCAUCCGCCUACUUUACCCGAAAAAAUUGGCGCACCCUAAUACGACGACGCAAUUCACCACAGCUGAUGACACCACAACAGAACACCGACACAUCUCACUACAGCUGUACAUCAACCCACUCAUCAAAAGGGAUAGAAAAAAAGGGAAAGCGGACACAAUUCGACUCUCAUAAUUCGACCAUCAACAUUCGCUUAAACACUGCGCCGGGUCGACAUCUACGCUCUUCUACCGCAAUUCUACAUUUUUGACUUCGAUGCGCGGAAACUUGAUCGCCAACAAAAUCAAAUAAUCUUCGGCAUUGGAUUCUCGCCGCCUCACUUGUUAACCUUUAGUUUUAUUACAAUUAAAAGUAAUAGAAUUUUUGAUAUUACAAUUUAUAAGUUCGUGCUUUAUAUUGUCAAAAUAAAAACAAAAUUUAUUUUUAUUAAAGAGCUUGUAUGCUAUAUAAAUUUUGUAUCUUUUUAUUCAUGGUCCUUCGAGCCUUACUGAAAGGCACCUUCGGAUUUUUUAUAAACACAAAAACAAUAUCAUAUUAGAAUAUAUGCAUAACAACAAGUCAAAAGAAAGUGCGUGAACAUAGUGCAGUGACACAAAACAAAAAAAAAAAACAAAAGAAGAAGCAGUGACCCACACAAACAAACCAAAAAAAAACAAUAAAUAUAUACACUUAUGUCCGUGAGGUAAACAAAAAAAAAAAAAAAAAUGUGAAGAGAGUGGAGAAAAAAGGUGACAGAAACAAAAAAAGGAGUGCAUUUAUAAAAUUAAACACGCAAACAGUUUCAACAAACAAACAAACAAAAAAAAAACAACACAUAAA